Messenger RNA from Trichosporon asahii var. asahii CBS 2479, 3690 nucleotides. RefSeq lists its product as uncharacterized. The transcript is spliced from 3 exons. Lineage: Eukaryota; Fungi; Basidiomycota; Tremellomycetes; Trichosporonales; Trichosporonaceae. The coding region runs from base 1 to 3690 and encodes 1229 amino acids. The record is from RefSeq and is a predicted model, not a curated record.
AUGGACCCAGCAGCGCCCCCCUCCCACACUCAGCCGGGGACUUCAUCUGCUCGGCCCUCUCCUCCCGGUGCAAGUGAACCUAUAGAGGGGGAACGGUCGACAAUACCGACGUUGAGUAAUCCUCCGCCAUCUCUUCACGCACCAUCGAUUAUCCCACCGCUUUCUGUCCCUCCCCCAUCAUUGCACAUUCAGCGGCCACCUAGUAUUCCUCCACUACGAUUACAUGGUCCUUCUCUGCACACUCAACAACGACCUUCGAUACCCCCGCUCGGUUCUCACGGCCCUUCCUUGCAUGCCUCGAUUCCUCCGUUGCAAACCCACGCCCCGUCUUUGCACACGCAGGCGGCACCGACGAUCCCGCCCUUGGAAAGUCAUGCGCCCUCUCUUCAUGCUCCAGGUCAGACUACAAUGCCACCGUUGGCCACUCCAGCUCCCUCAUUGCACGGGGCUGCUUUGACACAGCUUCCCGCUCUUGACCACCCUCCCCCAUCGCUGCACGCGCAGGGAGUUAUGUCGUCUGGAACGCUGCGAGCCGAUUCUCCCUCACUGGAUGCUGAGGGGGAGGAAGACGACGAGUGUAGGUUGAUUCCCUUCGAGGAAGGACUAACAGCAGAUGAGCGCCUAAGACGCGAGAACAUGUCCAAGAACGCCUCGCUUCUUGUUGAGCUCGGUCUGACGACGUCGAUACCAACAGUCCCAACAUCUUCCACGCAAGCGUCUUCCUCAAAGUCCAAAAAGAAAAAAGGUCCAAGGAAGGAGCAUCGAGAUCGAUGGGGCCAUAUGAUCGGCCUCCCCGCUCCCGGGCGCAAACAGAGGAUGGCAUGCGUCGAGAUCCGCCCUGACAGAAAAGUCAAUCGAGCGAUCGAUUCCGGAGAGUACUACGACUCUACCAGUCUGACUGAAGGGGAGGAGAGGCGCUGGCGAUUCGGUGACGGAGAAGGCGGGGAACUCGCCGAGGGAGAAGCUCCCGAGGUCGGCGGUGUAGGAGCGGACUUCCGGUGGAAGACCCUGGACCCCGCCAUUGAGGCGGCUGAAGGCUUUGAUCUCGUCGAGGACACGGAACCGGAGCCCGCCGUCGAGAAGCCACCCCCAGCUCCCAAGAUUCCCUAUUCGUGCAAGCGCAAGACACAUCGUGCAAAAAUGGAGUGCCGAAACGUGAACCCAAAAUGCACCAACUCUUUCUGCGAGCCGUGCUGUAAGCGCUAUUUCGUGUUCGACGAGGAAGACCGAUCAUUCAUCUGUCCCGUCUGCAUGGGCAUGUGCAACUGCGCCGUCUGCCUCAAGAAGCGAAAGCUGACACACCUGAUCGGGGACAGGUUCGGCAAAGGGAACCCGGAUCGUCUUCCCGGAGAGACAGUCCAGGCGUACAUCGACCGCAUGAUUCAGCAGAAGGCUCCAGCCCCCUUUGACCGAGUUCGGUUGGUUACGAAAGCAGACGAUAUUCAGUCCCCGCCUCUUCCGGAAGAGUGGCAGGUUUACAUCGCCAAGCAGACCAACCCGCAUUUCGUUGAUCUUCGACCCAAGAGACCUGGUCGGAAGCGUCGAUCGGAGUCUGCGAAGGACGUGACUUCGCAGAAGGGCUCUGCUGAGGGGACUGCCGAGGCGUCGGCUGAGCGUCCUACAAAGGGGAUCACGGAAGGUGCUGCCGAAGCGACAGCUAUGGCAGCCGCAGGCGAUACUCCGGCGGAGGCGCCUGCCACGGAGGGUCAGUCCUCUUCCCACCCAGCUAAAAAGAUCAAGCUGAAGAUCAAGCGCCCGCCGAAACCCAAGACGACAACAACGAAGGCGCCGAAGGCUCCAAAGGUUCCCAAAGCACCAAAGGCUCCAAAGGCGAUCGCUCCCAAACCGAAGCCAGCGGGGCCGACGAAAACCGGGCGACCAAGAGGCCGGCCGAGGAAGAACAAGCCGGAGGAACCAGCUGAGGAUCCGUCGCUGGCGGUUCUUGCCGGCGGCUUCACGGUCGAGGACCUGCAGAAGCUCGCCAUGGAGUGCGCCGUGGCUCAGACUGGAGAGAAAGUCGUUGACUCUGAUGGCGAGACAAUCGACAACGGGUACUCUGACAUCUCUCCUUACUCGGGCCCGGGCGCUCCUCGGUGGUCUAGCAUGACGCCUCCACGCAGUCAGUCUGUGUCGCCCCACUCCGAGGGCUCCGUGAACGGGUCCGGAGCCCAGCCCGUCUCGAUCAAUGACUACCUGGCCCAGAUCCAACCACAGCCCUCCUCAACCGCUGAAGCCACCCCCGUCAUGGGCUCGAUCGAAGUCUUCGACUCGAGCGUUGGAGGCAUAUCGCCAGCGGUCAGUGGCCUCUCGCCCAUGGACCAUACAGCGGGCCAGGUUGUGUCGGCUCUCACGCCCGACCAGGGCCCGGCAGUUGGCGGAAUCACUCCCAUGGAGCCUUCAAGCUCUCAAAUGAUGGCAUCGGUCACACCCGAGCAGCUGCCCAUGGAACCUUCUGAGCCCGAAAGAGUUGCGGUCAUUCCUGUCGCAACCUACCUCCAGGAUACCUCGACCCUGCAAUCACACCAAACGGAACCACGGGAGCCGGCGAUUGACCGACUGCCGGAGCCGCUGCCGGAGUCGGUUGAGAGGUACUUCUCGGAUGCGCCAGCUGCUGCUUUCCGGUCCACGGCGUCGCGGGAGAGCGCAAUUGAGCGACACGAGGAGCGUCCUCAAGAGCGGCCGUCACAGCGGCUUCCUGAACGACUUCCGGAGCCGCUGCCAGAAACUGUGGAGCGCUACUUCUCGAGCUCGAGAACGGCUUCUACCGGCUUCCGUGCAGCGUCCGCCCGCGAGACAGUGAUCGAGCGCUUGCAGGAACCACUCUCGCAGCCAUCUCUCCGACCAUCCUCGUCCAACUAUUCGGGUUUGUCGCAGACGCUGACAUCACCUCUCGGCGCUCAGGCGGCGGCGCUCGGAAGCCAGCAGACAUCCCCACUCGCCCGCGCGGGCUGGGGUGAGCGUCCGUCGUCAAUGUCAACAAGCACGCCGACGCAGAAGUGGGGCGAGCGGACAAAGCAGCAGCCUACCCCGCCAUCCAAGUCGCUCUCGUUCGACCGCAUGUCCAUCUUCGGCCAGUCAGACUACCAUCGUGCUUCGACGUUCAGCCCGUUCCAGAUGGACUCUUAUCAGUCGUCGCACAACGACUCACCAACGCGGAGCCACAAGAACAGUAGCUUCGUCCACAGCCACAGCAGCAGCCACCAUCACAACGGCUCACAGAACCUCAGCAGCAGCCUCAGCCACUCGAGCUCCCAGAGCCACGGGCAGAGUCAUUCCCUCACCCACCCCGACAGCUCAAUCCGGUCGCAACUGCAUCCUUCGUCGUCGUCGUUGGCCUCGUCGUCAAUGUACCAGCCGCACCCUGCUUUUUCCGAGUACUCCUCUCGUCAGACAGUGGUGUACGAAUAUGAGCGUCGCGAGCGCUCGCCGUACAGCCAGACGUCGCACAGCCACCAUUCGUCCCAGCAACAACCCUCCUAUACUGCGUACGAAUUCGACAACCAUGACUCGCAGCCUUACCAGAGUCAGACCUCUCACUCGCAGCACCAGCAGUCUUCGAGUCACAACUAUAGCCAGCAAUCAAACUCCCAUCACAACCAGCAACAAUCCCACUCCUCGCUCCAAAGCGAACCACAUCAGCAUCAGUACCAGCACGAGUACUACCAGUACCAGUACCAGUCGCGCCGCUAA